Molecule: messenger RNA, 700 nt
Organism: Thrips palmi
Lineage: Eukaryota; Metazoa; Arthropoda; Insecta; Thysanoptera; Thripidae
Exons: 4
Coding region: 3-557 (184 amino acids)
Source: RefSeq, a predicted model, not a curated record
CCAUGGCGACCACGGUGACCACGUCCUCGGCGCCCCUCGCCCUGCUGGCGGUCGUCGCGGCCGUCGUGGCCCUGGCCGUCGUCCCCGCGGCGGACGCGUGCAACGGGUUCCGCCUCGUGGUGAAGAAGGCCGAGACCAAGUGCGCCGACGGCACCGCCAGCCUCCUCACCAUGAGGGACUUCGGCGUCACCCUGACCCCCGACUGCAAGUUCAUCCCCCGUGGCUGCGUCAAGGCCAACAAGGGCUUCGGCAAGGCGCAGGUCAAGUACGUGAUCAAGACCUCGAUGGGCAUGCCGCUGGCGGAGGGCGAGAAGAACGCGUGCGAGGCCAUGGCCGAGGCCGCCAAGAACCCCGACGCCACCACGAUGAUGGACUUGUUCCAGCUGCCCAAAAGCUGCCCCGUCGAAGCUGGCGAGCGUUGCGCGGACGGCAAGGUGGUGGACGUCGCACCCUGGAAGGACAAGCUGGUGCCCGGCUCCAUCAAGGCCGAGGUCACUGUCACGCACGAGGACGGCAUGAAGUCCUGCAUCGGGUUCGAGGGGGCGCUCAAGAAAUGAGGCAUUGCUGCGGCACACACUGUAGCGAGGAUUGCAGCUUCUGCCAAUGAUGGUCAGGCAAAGGCCAAGCUUCGGACAAACCUUCUCCAAUACUACUAUGCAAUCAUACUGUACUCGGGAGAAAUAUACUUUAUAUUUUGGCA